Exophiala xenobiotica is the source of this 4002-nucleotide messenger RNA. RefSeq lists its product as uncharacterized. Lineage: Eukaryota; Fungi; Ascomycota; Eurotiomycetes; Chaetothyriales; Herpotrichiellaceae. The record is from RefSeq and is a predicted model, not a curated record. Gene Ontology annotation, molecular function: GTPase activator activity. The transcript has 2 exons. Gene Ontology annotation, biological process: regulation of mitotic cytokinesis. The coding region runs from base 445 to 3444 and encodes 999 amino acids.
UUGCGGCCGCUCCUCUCGCUCUCCACUCUUUCACCUGCAGCCAUACAACUGAACUCGAGCUGAGAUUCCUCCUCUUGUUGAAACUCGUCUCCGUCCCCAGAGACAUAUUCUUUCUCGACUCUAUCCCUUCCCUUGUGUCCACUGUUUUCGUUGUGCAUGUCUUGAGCCUUAGUCUUUUUGCAGGACACUUCCUGGCCCUCCCCUCCAUCCGUUCGCCGGCCUACCUGUCGCGUCUCCCUUUCCUCACCCGCGUCUAUUCGGGAAAUAACACCCCCCUUGCAUUCACAAGCCUUCUAGAGCCUCCUCGACACUCGACAAGCCCGCUGCUCACUCUCUCGGAAUCCCUGCAACUGAUGGUCAACCCGCCAUGAGGAGGUACCGUCCCAACGGCAACCAGAACAUCUGGGCUGCGUCGCCUAGCGGGCAUACGGCCUUUCAAACAUAAUGGAACACAACCAAGAGCACGUUGCCACGCUAUGUGCUGUUGGUACUGUCGGUAUUGCAGCUGCUGGCCUGGCUCUGGGCAUGAGUGAUGGAGAAUCAUAUCUCAUAAAGCCGGGCAAGAGGAAGGCUCCUGGCUCGAGUGCUGCUCCACGGUCACCAAUCUCUCCCGAAAUUCCAUAUCCCCCACGUCCACAGACAAGCCAGCCUUCUCAAACUCCUCCUGCGCUGUCCGAACGAAUUGAACGUCGGUUGUCAGCAUCCCUACUACGAAGAAAAACCUUUCAUGCCAAUGCCCCGUCCGCCACCGAAAGUACGGGAGCAAACUCUCGUGAGAGUUCAGUCAGCAGACAUGGGAUACUUAGACCUUGGACGUCAGACAGAGAUUCUUCUACAGAGCGAAAGGAUGGCAGAUCGGGUUCAUCAUGGCUGAGACGAAUAUCGAGCAUGUCACGCGGGAAGCCUGGCAGCCCUGCCUCUUCUUCUUCACGGCUAGACGAGUCCCCACAGGCUUCACGACCUUCCUUCAAUGACCUCGACCAACCUAACAAACUGGUCAAACGUUCGUCAUCCAGACGAAUGUUACAUUCCGAUCGUGAAACUCCUCCUGCCUUGCUAAGGCGGCCCGCUACCAGUCACCAAAGGUCUGCCACUUUAUCCGGACCACCGUACACUCGACCGCUGACCACGGAAUCCGUACUGGAGGCGGAAUCAUCGAGAUACGUAUCUCAAGCACCAGCAUGGAGACCUUUCUUUGACUCUGGGUACGCACGAAAGAGAUACUCCUCAGGCGGACAACGGGAGUCGUACGUCCGGACUGUCUCGGCGCCUCAACACCCUCCUACCCUUCUGAUGGGUAACUCUGUAACACCUCGAGAGACUGAAGACCUCGAAGAUGAUCGACCAGUACCCUUCUCGGAUCCCGUCGUGCCAUCCGGCACACGACGGCAUAAAAUGCGUCGCCCGCUGGCUUCGAUGAGGCGGGGGUUAUCACAGAGGCAUUUUACUGAUCCAAUAGUUCGAGUCAGCAAGCAUGAAGCCUAUGGGAGUAUUGUCCCGCCGUCAGGGUUUCCUGGCUUGUCCCCCGCGUCUAACAUUUCUGGCUUUGAAGUCGAGUUGCCCGUUGGCACCCCACAGUUCACUUCUAGUCCUCCUUCUUACGGACCUUCACAGCACCGCUUUAGCGUCCCCAAAAGAAUGUCUGUUGCUCCCUCGGACCCGACGACAGCAAGCUCUGACAAUGACACCCGGGUCUUCACGGAUGAUGACUCUAUGGACUUUCACAGCGACACUGCCUACGAUUCAUUGGCCACUCGAGCUACAGCAAGCAGCCACUCUGGUUUUCGUCAACCCAAAAUCGAGACGAUAUUUGACGAGAUGCCGGUGGAUCGACAGCCAGACCAGACUGCUGGCAUUGAGUAUCUGAUGCAGAAAGCUACAUUGGAGGAGUUGCCCUCGAAUCCGAGGGAAGGAAUGGAGCACAACAAGAACCUAGGCAUAGGUAUUUCAGGAAUCCACGGUCAUGAGACGACGAAAGGCGUCACCCCGGACCAGGCAUCCACUCCGGUAAAGGAUCCCUUGGCUGAGACGGAGGAUUCUGUUUCAACACCAGUACCCAAAAAGUCAAAGCGAAACGGCCCCAUUUUGAAUUCGUCCCCUCCCUCAAUAGGCUCUUUUCCUCGCGCUCGUCAUGAGGAGCCAGAAUUGCCUCAAAUGAUGGAUGUCGACGAAGAGGAUAUCGAGUGGUCACCGAAAUCUGAUGAUAACAAGCUUGAACUAAGAAGCUCUCUGCUCUCGGGCCAGCUGCAGGUUUGUUUUGAUCAAGCACUCGACCAUGACUUCGAUGAGCAACAAUCAACCAAACGAUCAUCAAUCUUCGACUGGUCUGAGCACCAAAAGCUAGGAAGUGACCAAUCUGAUGGGGUUAGUCCGAGACCGAAGACUGUACAUGGCAAGCAUGGCAACAACCUUGCUCGUAGUCGGGCUUCUGGACGGAAAAGUAAUGCAGCCAUGCACCUUCGAAGUCAAAGUGUUCCAGUCAACCGAGACAGUCUGACUGAGGCUGAUCUACCAUCGUCUGCUUCCAAAUUUGGUACCUGGGCUCUCGGAAAUAAGCCUGUCAGCGAAGAAUGGAGUGACGACUUCGAAUUCGACGACGGAGAGGAAACCCAAGAGAUUGUCGAGGCCCCUAGCGAUGACAGAGCGAAGAAUCGAGAGUCUCUUCGCAGCAGUGUCCGGGUUCCCCAGUCGAUCAUGGACCGUCAGCAGAGCGUGCACAUCCAAUUUGGUCAGGUCAGAGAAUUCAUGCUCCUGGUGGAAGAAUUGAAGAGAUUGCGAGUUAGAGGCAUCGAUCUAGGUCUGGUCAGGAGCCAUUCGAGACAACUAUGGGAAGAUGCAGUGAGUAUCAUCGACUUGGCAACGCUGAACGAGGAUGAAGAUAAUGCACCACGACCGUCUUCCCCAGUGUCAUCAGAUAUUUUUGGGGACGAGACUCCACCUCAGAAACGCGUGGAGGACGAGGGUGGGAAGAUAGAACUGGGACGAACAAUUAAUCGACGUUCAAUCUCCAGUCCUGGCACACCUCCCUAUGGACGACCUCGUGGUGAGAGUUUGCAGACUAAGAACUUCCUGCAGACCAUUCACCAAAGUCGGAACGGAAUUGAAUCCUCACCAGCACAACAAAGUCGGGAGAAGUUGCCAUUCGACACGCAAGAUCUGAAAGAUCUCGUGGUAAGAGCUGGAGUCAUCACCCGUGCAUUGAAAGAGAUUGUUCGAAAAGCCGAAGGAGUGUCUGUCAGCCCCGAAAAGCCGGCUCUAAAAUUCCAAGAUCCGAUGUUUCGUCAGAUUUUUGAUCCUCCCGAUGCAUCACCCAGUCCAGGUUUCAAAAAACCUAGUCUACCAAAGAGUAGAAGUGCCAACAGCUAUCUUGACGGAGCCGGCAGCGCCCCUGAUCACGAACUUUCCUCACCUCUAAGUUUUACCAAAGUUGUGGAGGCCAACUGAAGGCGAUUUCUCCCUUUUUUUUCCUUGUGCAGCAUUGUACAGUAUGACGGAACGGCGUUUAUGAAACAAAAGCCCUCGGGAAUGAUCGAGAGCGAUGCCUCGGAAGGCGUUACUCCAUUUGCAGCAUUUUCUUGCGGCUUGGGCAUUGGCGGACCUUGGAAAAGAGUACCAAAAGGAAGAGAAAUUGGGCCUUGUAAUAGUCGAAACGAGUCCAAUGACCUGGCAUGGCAUUUGUCGAUGUUUUGACGAUUCGCAUGGAGGAGUUCGAAGGUGGGAAAAUUGGGCUUUCCAGCGCGAAAGCAGAUGUUGGGAGGAUCGCCUGUCUUCAUUUUCUCUUUCCGUACACGAGAUUCAAGAUACGGCCCUGCACACAAAGCGAAAGCAACGAAGACUAGAUUCCUAGCAUGCGAUCUGAAUGUGAUCCGGACCCCAAGUUGAUUGGUGUGUAGUUGCCGUGCAUUGGACUGGGGUGGUUAUUGUUAUGCGUCUAUGCAGUCGGUGAUGCCGUGAUUGAGCAGCGGAUAUCUCAUGCACACAAUGGUAGGGGUCGCUGUGGCA